UUUUACGUCCCACCGCCUUUUUUCCUCGUCUUUAAUCUCCUUCACGACCCCUAGUUUCCAUCUCCCUCUCGCUCGCUCGCUCGCUCUUAGAAGCAGAGGAAUCGCCAGGUGGCGAACAUGGCGGAUUUGGGUCAUCUGGAGAAGAUGGGCAGAGAGCUCAAGUGCCCCAUCUGUUGGAGCCUCCUAAGCUCUGCGGUAUCACUUCCAUGCAACCAUGUCUUCUGCAACUCAUGCAUUUUGAAAUCGAUGAAGUCCAUGUCCGGCUGCCCGGUCUGCAAAGUUCCAUUCCAUCAUAGAGAAGUACGUCCCGCUCCUCACAUGGAUAACCUGGUAAGCAUUUACAAGAGCAUGGAAGCUGCAGCAGGGACUAACAAUUUUUCCACUCAAUUAGCACCUUCAGCCAAGAAUUCAGAUGGAUUGGCCAGACGCGAUGAUAACAAAAAUUCUGGUUCAGCAGAAACUGCUGUGGCACAUCGAGGCAAAUCAAAGAGAAAAGGAUUAUCCAAGAAAAUGCAAAAAGAAAAUGAGAAAUCUGAUGCCAGGAAUUCUGAUUGUCGUCCAUCAAAAAUGCCUUCUUUCCCUGGCAAGAAACGGAUACAUGUUACGCCAUACCCUGUCUCAGAGACUCCAGUGCGUCCUGAAAAGAUUUCUAAAUUAGGAGAUUCAAGCAUUGAGUUGAAAGAUAAUAAGGAAAUGAAUAAAAAUGAGGAACUAGCUAUGGAGGACCAGGGGGAUCCUUUGUUUUCACCUUUCUUUUGGCUGAGAGAAGAAGAGGAAGAAGAUAAUGAAACUGCAGAGAAACUAAGCAGUCAGCAGACGGCAGAUACACCUCCACCCCAUAAUGUUCCUUGUUUUAGUGACAUCAAAGACUCUGACCAUGAAUCUCCCGUUAAAAUGACCCCAACUAGCAAACCCAAUGCUGCAAUAGCUUUUGACAGUGAAAUGUUCGAGUGGACCCAAAGAGCCUGCUCUCCAGAACUAUGUUCAACAUCAAUUAAAGAGCUGACUGAAGGUAGGCAUAGGCUUGAUGGAAUCCAAGACAAAGAAUGUAGGAAUGACUUGGAGAUCGGGAUUGAAUCAAGAGAUGGAGUCCCCCACAAAAAUGUUGGAAUUGGAAUUGCUGAAACCAGAAAAAGAACCCUUAAGAACAGAAGAAAUAACAGUAAACCUCAGAAAAGACAUGCGGUAUCAUCUCUUUCAAGAACCAGAUGCAAGGUCUACAACAAUGCCAACAAAGAAAUUCCUACUGAUUCUGAGGAAGUAGCUCAAGAUUCAAGCCAGGAAAAUGAGGAAACUGAUAAAAGGAGUCCAACUUCUGGAAGGAAAAUACUGAAACAGUGCAACAAUCCUGCUAGCCAUUACCAAACAAAACAUCUAAAAUUUUCAACAGACCAGGUUUAUGAUUCCGCCACAACUGAAGCAUCUGAAAAGCAUCUGACUAUAUAUACUAGGUCAAAGUAUAAGAAUGAAGAGAAGGGAGAUCCAGGUAUAGUAGGUAAAGCCAGCAAAAGGGACAAGGAGUCCACCAUCAAGUCACAGAGAAAGUGCACAAAGAAAUUGAUAGAUGGUUCUGUGGAGUGCAUAAAGAAAGCAAUAGGUGAUUCUGUAGCUAAGAUACAUGAGGAACUACCCGCCAAUUUUAUCAAUGAAGCAAAAGCUAAAAAUCAAAAUUGUAAGGAAAAGAGUCUAGAACAUGACAAAGGCUCUGGCAAUGGUCACCCCAGAAAAGGAAAGAAGAAUGAGGAAAAGCAGUUAGGAGAGUCAAAUGCACAAAGAAGGAUGAAAAAUCAGACUUCUGACUUAGCUGCCACAAAGGAUGCUGUCCAAAUUCCUCCAAUGAACAUGGCUUUGGGUGAAACAAAUAAAGCUGUCAUUUAUCUCCAUGAGGAAUCCGAGAGCUUGGCUAUCAAAAAUUCAACAAAGAUUAGGUGCCGCACUCUCGGGGAUAGUAUUUUGAGGAAAUGUGAAAACAAUCAUAUUCAGAUUCAAUGUGCUUUCUGUCAGUCUACAAAUGAUACAGAGGAUUCUGGGGAAAUGAUGCAUUAUUUCAAUGGCAAGCCUGUAACUGCAGAUUUUAAUGGCGGUGUCACUGUAAUACAUUCUCACAAGAAUUGCACAGAAUGGGCCCCUGAUGUAUACUUUGAAGAUGAUAUGGCCAUCAACCUUGCAGCAGAGGUAACAAGAAGUAGAAGGAUAAAAUGCAGUUGUUGUGGCAUCAAAGGGGCUGCUCUUGGAUGCUUCGAGAAAAGUUGUCGCAAGAGCUUCCACUUCACUUGUGCUAAAUUGAUUCCAGAAUGCCGAUGGGACAGUGAAAAUUUUGUGAUGCUGUGCCCCCUUCAUUCAUCGGCCAAACUGCCAAUCGAAACUUCUGAGCCCCAGAAGCAAAUCAGAAAGAGAUCUGAUCAGAAAGGAGUAUCUCAAAUUUCAUCAAGAAGUAAACCUGGUAGCGACAUGAGCCAGAUGUGGACAUGGCCUUCUGGAUUACCUUGCAAGUGGGUCAUCUGUUGCUCUGCUCUUUCUGAUGCAGAGAAGGUUAUUGUCUCUGAAUUCACAAAGAUGACUGGUGUACCCAUCACUAAAACUUGGAGACCAACAGUCACUCAUGUCAUUGCAUCAACUGAUAAGAAUGGGGCAUGCAAAAGAACUAUUAAGUUCCUGAUGGCCAUCCUCGAUGGAAAAUGGAUCUUAUCAAUUGAUUGGAUCAAAGCAUGCAUGGAGUCUAGGGAACCUGUUGAUGAGGAGAAAUAUGAGAUUACAGUUGAUGUGCAUGGAAUAGGCAGGGGCCCCCAAUUGGGAAGACUGAGGGCAAUUAAUAAGCAACCAAAGCUCUUCGCUGGAAUCAGCUUUUAUUUCAGUGGAGACUACACACCAUCUUAUAAAGGCUAUCUGCAAGAUCUCGUCAUCAAGGCAGGAGGGACAAUUCUGCAAAGGAAGCCCAUUUCAAGAGACCAAGAAAAAUUGUUGGAUAACUCCUUGCCUUCCACAAUCUUCAUAAUCUACAGCCUUGAGCAUCCAGAGAAAAAGAGAUGCAAUGAUUAUGCUUUGGUUUUUAACCGUAGGCGAGCGGAAGCCCAGGCGCUUGCUGAUGCUUCUGGAGGCAAAGUGGCAACCAAUACAUGGAUCAUAGACUCCAUUGCUGCUUGCAAACUGCAACCUCUCACUUGAACAUCCAAUAAUAUAUAACAAUUUUUUUUUGAAAUGUUUUCAGCAACAGCUAGCUCCAAGUCGUGUAUAAAAGAAAUGAUGAUUUAUGUUUGGCAAUUAGUAUAACAAACGCUUGUUU
Molecule: messenger RNA, 3283 nt
Organism: Phoenix dactylifera (date palm)
Lineage: Eukaryota; Viridiplantae; Streptophyta; Magnoliopsida; Arecales; Arecaceae
Gene: BRCA1
Product: breast cancer susceptibility1
Biological process (GO): positive regulation of transcription by RNA polymerase II; double-strand break repair via homologous recombination
Cellular component (GO): BRCA1-BARD1 complex; BRCA1-A complex
Molecular function (GO): ubiquitin-protein transferase activity
Source: RefSeq, a predicted model, not a curated record